Molecule: messenger RNA, 4150 nt
Organism: Xiphophorus hellerii (green swordtail)
Lineage: Eukaryota; Metazoa; Chordata; Actinopteri; Cyprinodontiformes; Poeciliidae
Product: leucine-rich repeat-containing G-protein coupled receptor 5A
Exons: 20
Coding region: 631-3420 (929 amino acids)
Biological process (GO): activation of adenylate cyclase activity; adenylate cyclase-activating G protein-coupled receptor signaling pathway; hormone-mediated signaling pathway
Cellular component (GO): plasma membrane
Molecular function (GO): protein binding; G protein-coupled peptide receptor activity
Source: RefSeq, a predicted model, not a curated record
CCGGUAUUUAGCCCAUAUCUGUUCUGUUCCAUAAAACAAACAACACAAGGUUAAGAAAAAGAAAACAUUAAUAAAAUGUCAUGAAUAAGAUAAAUAUGUGGUUCGGGAAACUUAUUUUAAAGGCCUAUAUUAAGGUGCUAGUGUUUUAAAAUGUUUACAAAACAUGCAAACAUAAAGUUAGCGGAAUAUGCAACACUUCCAGUUUAAAGCAAAUUUUGCACAUUUGAUUCCAAAGAUUUAAUGUUUCAUAGAAAACCCGUAAAGAAGCGUUUUCCCCACUUAAAUGUCAAAAUCAGAUUUUAAAAAAUAUUUUCUCUCCAGUUUAAAUCAUGCAGCUGACGGGAUGAAUCCCAGAUCUGGCUGUUUUAAGCGGAGUGGCCCCCCUGUGAUCGCAGGGGCUGGGUGUAUAUAUAAGUGGACGGGGUUUUUCACGCCGCUGUGCUGAGUGGAGGGACUCACACACACUCCGCAUUUCCACGCGUUCAGCCUGGAAACACACCAAGCUGCAAACUUCCAGCUCCCACAACCUGCUUUCCCUCAUCAGAGGAACUACCAACAAAUUCCCGCAACUUCUCUCCCCUUAUUCACCCACUUCUGCCGCGGGCAAGAAACUUCCACCCGUUGCGGGACAUGCGGGAGUUCGGGGCUUUGUUAGCGGUGCUUGCGGUCCUGUCGGUCGGGUUGUGGAGCUCCGAGGCCGGGGUGAGGAUGCAGAAAGCAGCAGCAGCGGGGAACAACUCCGGUGAUUCCCGAGAGGAGAGCUCCAGAGCAGCGGGACACGCCACCUGCCCUGGCCGCUGUCGGUGCGAGGGGGACGGGCUGCUGCACCGGGUGGACUGCUCGGACCUGGGGCUCCGGGAGAUACCGAGCAACCUGAGCGUGUUCACAUCCUACCUUGAUCUCAGUAUGAAUAAUCUGACUGUGAUGACCAGUGGAGCUUUGUCCAACCUGCACUUCUUGGAGGAACUACGUUUGGCAGGAAACGAUCUGUCCUUCAUCCCCAGAGGAGCGUUCAGCGGCCUCUACAACCUCAAAGUGCUAAUGCUACAGAACAACCAGCUGAGAUCAGUUCCUGCUGAAGCACUCACCAACCUUCACAAUCUUCAGUCUCUCCGGCUGGAUGCGAAUCACAUCUCCGGCGUUCCGCCUGGCUGUUUCUUCGGUCUGCGCUCGCUUCGUCACCUCUGGCUGGAUGACAACGCUCUGACGGAGGUGCCAGUGAAGGCUCUCGGAGAGCUGCCGACCCUGCAGGCCAUGACGCUCGCCCUCAACCACAUCGCCCACAUCCCCGACCACGCGUUCAGCAAGCUGGGUCGCCUAGUGGUGCUGCAUCUCAACAACAAUAGGAUCGUUUCCAUGGGCAACAGCUGCUUCCACGGACUCCACAGUCUGGAGACGCUGGAUUUAAACUACAACAGCCUGGUUGAGUUUCCUACAGCCAUCCACUCACUCAGCCACCUCAAAGAGCUAGGUUUCCACAGCAACAACAUCCAGUCCAUCCCAGAGCACGCCUUCACUGGGAACCCGUCUCUGAUCUCCUUGUUGUUUUAUGACAAUCCAAUUCAGUCUGUGGGACGGUCGGCCUUCCAGAACCUUCCAGAGCUUCGGACGCUAUCUCUGAACGGUGCGGCAGAACUCGCAGAGUUUCCAGAUCUGUCGGGAACCAAGGGUCUGGAGAGCCUGACGAUCACUGGAGCUCGGAUCACGUCUCUUCCCAGUUCGAUGUGUGAGCAGCUUCCAAACCUUCAGCUGCUCGACCUCUCGUAUAACAAGAUCCAGACUCUUCCGAGCUUCACUGGCUGUGAAAGCAUCCAGAAGAUUGAUCUCCACCAUAACGAGAUAGAGGAGCUGAGGGAGAACACUUUCACCGGCCUGAUGACCCUUCGCUCGCUAGAUUUAUCCUGGAACCGGUUGUCAUCUGUGAAGCCAAACUCAUUCUUUGCUCUGACGUCUCUCUCCAAACUUGACCUGUCAUCCAAUCAGCUGUCCUCUCUGCCUCUUACUGGUCUGCAGAGUUUAACUCACAUUCGGCUGGUGGGAAACGAUCAGCUGAUGGAGUUAAUACCCCGAGAAGACCUGCCACAAGUCAGGGUGAUGGAGCUUCCCUACGCCUUCCAGUGCUGUGCCUUCAUCUCCUGUGAGAUGAGAGGAGAAGGAGGAUUAUCCUGGGAAAGGGAAGAGGCGGCAGACUCUACAGCGAGAGACGCUCCUUUCCUUUCCAGUCAAGUGGACCAGGACUGGGACGAUUUUCUGAUGGAGUUUGAAGACGAACCCAAACCUCAACACUCUGUUCACUGCAGCCCAACUCCAGGUCCGUUCCAGCCGUGUCUCCGCCUUCUCGGCAGCUGGAUGAUCCGAGGCGGCGUCUGGCUCAUCGCUGCAAUCUCAUUGGUCAGCAACGGACUCGUUGUCCUGUCGGUCUUCUUCUCUCCAGCCAGCGUCGUCACGCCCCCCAAGCUCCUGGUUGGCCUGCUGGCUCUGGUGAACGGCCUGAUGGGAGUGUGGAGCGGCUGGCUGGCGGCGGUGGAUGCCUGGACGUUUGGCAGCUUCUGGAGGUACGGGGUGAAGUGGGAGAGCAGCUUCCUGUGUCGCCUCAGCGGCUUCCUGUGUGUGUUUGCAUCUCAGACCGCCCUCUUCCUGCUGACCGUCGCGGCUCUGGAGCGAUGUCUGUCUGCUGCAGGUGCAACACAGAGCAGCAAAACUGACAGGAGCAGCGGUCGUUCUUCGUCGACGCUCUUCAUCCGUUUGUCGAUCUUCCUCUGCUUCCUGCUCGGCUUCGUCAUCACUCUGCCUCCGCUGAUGGCCGGUCACAGCAGCUCCUCCUUCUGUUUGCCGCUGCCUUCGUCAUCCUCCUCUUCCUCCACCCUGGCCUUCGCGGUCUCCUUGGUGCUCUUCGACUCGCUCUGUUUCCUCGUCAUGACGCUCUCCUACACUCGCCUCUACUGCCGCGCCAGCAAAGCUCCGCCAAACUCCGACGACAACGCGCCUUUGACUCGUCACAUCGCCUGGCUGCUCUUCUCCGACUGCCUGCUCUACCUCCCCGUCGCCUUCCUCUCCUUCUCCUCCCUCCUGCGGCUCCCCGCCGCCGGGCCAGAGGCAGCGAAGGGAGUCCUGCUGCUCGUGACGCCGCUUCCGGCUUGCGUAAACCCGCUUCUCUAUCUCCUCUUCAACCCGCUCGCCAGGGGAGAGCUGGCGGCGCUGGCGGCGCUGGCGGCUCGCGCCUGCAGGGGCGCAGUGGCGACAAAGUUACAGAGAAGGGGCGUGACCGGAGGACGGCCGCUGGAUUCAACGUACGACGAAGACGCGGAGAAGCAGUCGUGUGACUCGACUCAAGCGCUGGUGGUUGUGGAAGGUGUGAAGGAAGAGGAGGAGCAGAGGAGCAAGACGCAACCGUCGCUGUCGGCCGCCCAACGUCGCUAAACGGACAGGAAACUCACACAUGUAACGUUUGUUGGUCUCACCUGACAAAAGCUUGAAUAUCGAUCCCAAAGGUUCUGCUUCAUUCUAACAGAACCUUCAAAAUCUGCCUCAUUUUAACGGGGAGCUGUUGAUCAAAAUUCACAUUUACAUUUCGAUUUGGGUUUGAACUGCUUCUAAAAGCAGGUAAAGCACUUAAAAAAACAAUAAGUUAAUGUUUUUGGUGUGUGGAAAAUGAGCCAUUUCAAAAACCUCCCUAAUAUUAACUCACAUUCUACGGCACUAUGCCGUUACCUAGCAACUAGCCUGUUGCCUAGCAACCCAGGCAGAGUUCCAGCCUCGUCACCUAGGGUUCCGCUUUAUGCGCUGUACAAUGGCUGCUGGAAAAGACUAGAGUUUUGUUGUUGAGUUACCAUCCAGAAACUAUUUGCUGCAUUUUUGUUGGUUGUGCAGGAGGCUCCACUUCUGCUUUUUAAAGAUGUACGGUUGUAUAGUUAUGCAUCUGUUUGCAGCUAUUUUGAUGUGUGAGUGUAAACAGUGAGUUGGGGGCGUGGCCAGCAGCAGCUUAUUUGGAUUAUCCUUUAGGUUUCAGGGCAUCAAAGUAAGGGAACUUCAGCCUUUGGUGGACAAUCCUGCAUGUUUUAGUGAGACAGAUUUCUAUGACGACGAUUAUUAAUGAAUUUGUGUAUAUUUUUUGCUUUUGAAACUCGAGAUUUUCUUUUUUAGUUUCAAA